Spodoptera littoralis (African cotton leafworm) is the source of this 477-nucleotide messenger RNA. NCBI's taxonomy places the organism in Eukaryota, Metazoa, Arthropoda, Insecta, Lepidoptera, Noctuidae. The record is from the annotation of a GenBank genome assembly.
AUGUUGAUGCCUAAACAGAAUCGCGUUGCUAUUUAUGAAUACCUCUUUAAAGAGGGUGUUAUGGUAGCCAAGAAGGAUUACCAUGCUCCCAAACACCCCGAUCUGGAGAAGAUUCCUAACCUCCAAGUUAUCAAGGCUAUGCAGUCAUUAAAAUCCAGAGGAUAUGUCAAGGAACAGUUUGCCUGGAGGCAUUUCUAUUGGUACCUUACCAAUGAAGGUAUUGAGUACUUGAGGAUCUUCUUGCACCUGCCUCCUGAAAUCGUACCCGCAACCCUCAAGCGUUCCGUACGCGCUGAGACCGUCCGCCGCGGCGCUGUUGGCCGCCCAGACGCUCCUGCACGCUCCGCUGAGGACCGAUCAGCAUACCGCCGUGCCCCAACCACACCAGCUGCCCAUGACAAGAAGGCUGAUGUCGGCCCUGGAUCUGCUGAUCUUGAAUUCAGAGGAGGUUUCGGACGAGGCAGGCCUGCACCUUAA